Molecule: messenger RNA, 3079 nt
Organism: Pogona vitticeps (central bearded dragon)
Lineage: Eukaryota; Metazoa; Chordata; Lepidosauria; Squamata; Agamidae
Gene: CDC42SE2
Product: CDC42 small effector 2
Biological process (GO): regulation of Rho protein signal transduction
Cellular component (GO): plasma membrane
Molecular function (GO): small GTPase binding
Source: RefSeq, a predicted model, not a curated record
CCCUACCCUCCUGCCGGGGCGCCGCUCACACAGACGGGAGGCGAGAGAGAGGGUGGAGCGGGAGAGCCAGCCGGAGCCGCGGCCGCAUGACUCCACUCCCACCGGGGCCAUUCCCUGCGCUCGGCAUUCGCCGGCUCCACUGAAGCGGACCGAAAGCGAACCGAGCCGAGCCGCUCGUCGCCUGGCUGCUGGCAGAGCUGGGCAGCAAAGCAAGGCGGCGGUGGCAGCGGCAGCAGCAACAGCAGCGUCGCCUUGCUUGCCUGCCUGCCUCCUCCUCCCCCUCCUCCCUCCCCACCGCUUUCAGCCCGCGUAGGCUCGCAGUCGCCGCCGCCGCUUUCCCUCCGCCAUCCGCAGAGCUCUGGGGAGGGGGGCUCGCUCUCGGUGCCGCCGAAACGCCCCCCCGGGCGAGACGCCGCCGGUGCAAGCAGGAGGAAGCCGCCGCGCCCAGACAAAGGGGAGCAACAGCGAGCUGGUCCCGGGGAUAAGCAGGGAGGUUACUCCUGGGAAGUUAAUAACUGAAGGAAGAUCUCAUUUUUUGUGAUGCAAGGGCCAAUAUCUUGAGACAGAAAAAAGACAGAAGACCAUUACUUUGGGACCAACUGGAAUAGUGUUGGGGCAUUUAAAACAAAUUUUACUUAUCUACUGUGGAACCUAAGCACUAACUAAUUACUUGGAGGAGAUACAUAUUAGGAGCGUUGUGUCUUGCUCCUAACUUUGUUUUUGCACUUUGAACUGUUAGCAAAAUGAGUGAAUUCUGGUUGUGUUUCAACUGCUGCAUUGCAGAACAGCCUCAGCCUAAAAGACGGCGACGGAUUGAUCGGAGUAUGAUUGGUGAGCCAACAAACUUUGUUCAUACGGCUCAUGUAGGUUCUGGAGAUCUCUUUAGUGGAAUGAAUUCGGUGAGUUCAAUUCAGAACCAAAUGCAGUCCAAAGGAGGCUAUGGAGGAGGCAUGUCUGCAAAUGUUCAAAUGCAACUCGUAGAUACAAAGGCAGGAUAACUGUGGGACCCAUUUCCAGUGAGUAUUACAAGAUCCUUGUGAAUUUCUGUACCUUCCUUCCUGUGUCCCUCUUUAUGCCUUGGUGACUGCUUCCUGUGCUCAUGACGAGAGAAGUUGAUGGCUCAUCAUCCACCCCUUGUGAUUACGCCAUUGAAACAUUCCUGUUCUGCUGUGAGGAUAACAUUUUAUCAGACUGGUCUUGUUGUGCCUUUUAAGUGGCAAGCUUACAUCUCAUUGCUACCAAACCAUCUGUGGACAUAGUAUUGGUUGGAUUGUUUUGUGGGGGAAUUCUCCCAUUUGUUCUCACCAUUUUAAGAGAAUAUUUUAAGCAGUCUGAAUUCUCAACAUAUAGUUUGGUAUUGGGUUGACUCUUUUUUUAUUACUUCCUCUGCAAAUUCCUUGUUUGUGGCAUUAUUUUGUUUUGUUAAUCUUUAUUUCCUUUCAAGUAAUUAGAACCAAGUUCCUAUUAAUAUGUUCAACCUGUAAUUGUUAAUAUAGAUCUUUUUUAUUUAAAGGUCUGGGACCUGCAAGCACAAUGAUCAUUUCACACAGUCAGAAGUCAGCAAACUAUAUGACCGCAUGCUAUGUGAAUUUGCUUGGUAUGGUGGCCUGUUGGGUGCCAAACACUUUAUUAUUUUUUUAAUGCUUGUUCUCGCAGAUGGAUUAUAUUAUUGCUUAUUAAAAUGUUUUGCAGCAGCACCCAACCAUGCCAAUCUCUUAGGGGUCGAGGGGGGGGGAGGACUUGUAACUUUUAGCUGCUUUGGAAAAUACAUCACCUUAGGUUUUUGAUCCAGCUGGUCUUGAAAUAAUAAAGAGAGUUUGCAUUCAUGAGGCAUUUUGUUGUAAAUGUUCAGUAUAUUUAUUUUGAAAGAGCUGACCUCAAGAUUGUAAGCCAGUGUAGUAACGUACAAACUAAAUGUUGUGGUGGCGCUUUUGUCUGGUUAAAAAGGCAUUGUUAUGUUGGCUGCUUUUCUUUUCUUUUUUUCCCAGAGCUUGGAAAUGUUGGCAUUAACAGUAAAAUGUUAGCAUUGACAUUAAAUCCAAAAUUAAUUUGUUGAUGUUAACUGUUGCAGGGAAAACUCUUAAAUUAAUUCAUCAGGUUAAUUAGUAGUGUGUUAGUAACAUGUUACUUUUAAGUUAUAAAAAGAAAAAUACCAAUCGAUUCCCAAAGGAAGUUAAUUAAAGUAAUAUGAAGUGCUAAUCAUUGCUCAACUCGUAAAAUUUGUUGUCAUUUUAAGGAAUAAAAUAAUCAUUUUAAAAAUCACUGGAUUAUUAAUUACAAAUUAGGGUUAACAGAUUAAAUUUAAUGAACUACUUCCAAGCUCUUUUUUUUUCUUUUUCUGAAAAAAAGCUUAAUUUUAGGCCUUUCAGGCAUUUCCAGUAGCAGCAUGUAAAACUGCCUGCAAUAUUAUAGCUGGGAUUUAGUUGACCUCUCUAAGUAGUUGGCCGUUUCCACAUACUAAAUAUUUAGGGGCCAUGUCAGUUGCUACGAGCAACAUACUAACCUGGCAGCAAUUGAUGCCAGUGAAAACAACAUACAGGGUGGCUUUUUGCUGUAUCGGUAAAGAAGCCGUUUGCUCAGGUUCCAAAGCAUGUUCCUCUUUCACAAAGUGUGAAAAUUGUUUUAAUAUUGCACUGUUUUUGAAAUAUUUCUGUAAGUAGUCCUUUUUUCUUCUUUUCUUUUCCUUUUUUAAUUUUUUUUUAUUUUUCAUCUUCCCCAUUCUCGUGUCACAAGAAACUGAAGUCUGUUGAUGAACACUAGCAAAAUAUUUUAUUAAACCAUAUUUAGGAUCCUCCUCAUGCAAAAUUCUUAACAUCUUAACUGGCAAGUGGAAUAACUGAGCCUAAUUGGAGAAGUUUUUAAACAUACACACAUACAGACACACACAAACACAGAGACAUUUUGUUACAGAAGUGCCAUUGAUUUCAACAGGAACCAUACAAGCAACCACAUGAAGACCUCACUGAAACUAAAGGGGAUCACAGAAGAGCAUUAUGCCUUUUAGCAUUUUCUCCAGUGCCAUUCAGAAUUUGUCAGUGGCAGAUACCAGAAUGGGGGAUAAAUGUAUGGAAACUUUUUU